UUUCAUCAGCUGAUUGUUACAGGUGUUGUCAGUGGAGGUCACACUAUUGACCAUCAUCAUUUCUGUGACCCUUUUACGUUUUCAGGGAUUGGUCGACGACGGACAACAGCGGGGAGGAGGAACAUUCCAGAUGAUGGCAGAACACGGUGACCCUUGUAGUGAGCUGGAGGCAACCUUUUGUAUGAACGGCGGGACAUGCUAUAGAAUACCCUCGAUGGACACACUCACCUGUGUGUGCAGUGAAAACUACAAGGGCAGCAGGUGUGAGCAGUUCCAGCUCUUCAGCAGCUCCAGCAACGCAGGGCACGCUGGGUUUAUUGCUGCCAUGGUCAUUGUUGCCAUACUCAUUUUAGUAGGAGUGGCAGUUGUUAUUUACCAUAUAUGCAAGGCGAGGAGAUCCAGGUCACAGAGCCAACAGGGCAGUCAGCAACAAUACUGGAAAGUAAAACCAAGAGUAUGA
Molecule: messenger RNA, 460 nt
Organism: Lampris incognitus (smalleye Pacific opah)
Lineage: Eukaryota; Metazoa; Chordata; Actinopteri; Lampriformes; Lampridae
Product: pro-neuregulin-4, membrane-bound isoform-like
Exons: 5
Coding region: 131-460 (109 amino acids)
Biological process (GO): epidermal growth factor receptor signaling pathway; positive regulation of cell population proliferation; positive regulation of mitotic nuclear division
Source: RefSeq, a predicted model, not a curated record